Limanda limanda (common dab) is the source of this 3698-nucleotide messenger RNA. It is a transcript of the gene wdsub1, whose product is annotated as WD repeat, sterile alpha motif and U-box domain containing 1. Lineage: Eukaryota; Metazoa; Chordata; Actinopteri; Pleuronectiformes; Pleuronectidae. Gene Ontology annotation, molecular function: protein binding; ubiquitin-protein transferase activity. Gene Ontology annotation, biological process: protein ubiquitination. Bases 60 to 1520 code for a protein of 486 amino acids. The transcript has 13 exons. The record is from RefSeq and is a predicted model, not a curated record.
GGAAGUAAACAAACCUGCAGCGAGCGGACGACUCGACGGGAGAAGGGCCGGCUCUCCAAAUGACGUCUCUGAUUUGCACUUUAAAUGACCAUCGAGACGAUGUCAACUGGUGCGCCUUCUCGGCCAAGCUGCUGGCCACGUGCUCCGGGGACAAAACCCUCCGGAUAUACUGCACCAGCGACUUCUCCGAGCUGCCUUUCUCCCCGCUGUCGGGACAUGGCUACAGCGUCCACUGCUGCUGCUUCAGCCCCUGCGGACAGUUCCUCUGCUCCUGCUCCACCGACGCCACCACGGUUGUCUGGUCCAUGGUCACAGGAGAGAUCGAGGCCGUCAUGGAGCAUCCCGGUCGCAGCCCUGUGAGGAUCUGUGCGCUCUCUCCUGACUCCGCCCACCUGGUCACCGGUGCAUCCGAUGGGACUUUGGCCCUGUGGGAUUUCCCGUCAAAACAGCUGAACAGGACCGGAGCCGUGAGCGACACAACCAUGACGGCCUGCUCCUUCAGCCCCUGCAGUCAGGUGUUCAUGACGGGCUCCACCUACGGAGACCUGCGUCUGUGGGACCUGAGCAUGAACCAGCUCCACGCGGAGAAGAACGCCCACGACCUGGGGGUCACCUGCUGCACAUUUGCUCCUGACAUCCUCAGUGGAGGUCAAGUUGUGCAGUUCCGUCUGGCGUCCUGUGGCCAAGACAGUCACCUGAAGAUCUGGGCCAUUAACAAGCUCAGUGCUGGAGCCUAUAAGAUGCAGCUCCUGCACACAUUAACUGGCCAGUCAGCUCCAGUCCUCUCCUGUUCUUACUCCUUAGAUGGGCAGCUGCUUGCUUCUUGCUCUGUGGACAAAACUGUUACAGUUUAUGACGCAGCAAAUGCAGUUUUGCUUUACACCCUGAGACAGCACGAGAGGUACGUGACAGCGUGUUGCUUCUCUCCAACGUCACCGCUAAUUGCCACAGGAUCUAUGGAUAAGACUGUAAACAUCUGGAGGCUGGAGGACGGAUGCAGUGGCCACGGAGGGAAGACACUGACUGAGGAUCCUGCUCUCGCAUCACAUGAAGGGAAAACCUCAGCCGGCCAUUCAAAGCUGCUGGUCGCCGAUUGGUCGGAGGGGGAUGUGUCAGAGUGGCUGGUGGAGGAAGGCCUGGCGGGAUUGGUUGAGAAAUUCAGGGCCAACAACAUAGACGGGACCGAGCUGCUCAGUCUCACCAAGGAAACGCUGGCGUCAGAGCUGCUCAUAGAGUCUGUGGGCCUGCGCAGUAAACUCCUGAGGAAGGUGGAGGAGCUGAAGAGUCAUUCAGUCUGUUCAGGCGUUCCUGACGAGUUCCUGUGUCCAAUCACCCGAGAGCUGAUGAAGGAGCCGGUCAUUGCUGCUGAUGGCUACUCGUAUGAAAAAGAGGCCAUCGAGAGCUGGAUCAACACCAAGAACCGCUCCAGCCCCAUGACCAACCUCCCUCUGCUGACGACCCUGCUCACCCCCAACCACACCCUGAAGAUGGCGAUUGGCCGCUGGAAGACCAGCCAGUGACAUCUGACGAAGCUGUGUCCCAUAUCUUUCACUUAGAGCGGAUCAUAAACUGUACUAUAAAGAUGGACGACAUGAGGGCUCACCCCAAAGUGAAGCAAGAGGCUCAAUCGCCUCCUUGGGACUGGAUACAAUGUAGGUCAUAAUCCCUGCCUCCUCCAUGUUAUUGGUUGUAACAUGAGUCAGACCAAAAAGUCAGAAAACCAGGUCGAAUUAAUCUUUCUCUAAGACGGUUAGGUAAUUCUGAUGUUGUUUUCAUGUUUCCAGUCAUUUUGGUUUCGUUAAGUUAUUUGCUGUUUUAAAAAAAGAGUGACAAAUCUUGAUUGACAGCCGAGACUGACUCGUGAGAGGUUGAGCUUGUGCAUCGACCGGAUCUCACGACCACGCCUCCAUCCCCCGGUCGCAACUUUGCAGAUUCUGGCUCCAAGUGACAAACAUCAGCACCAGAUGGCAGCGUUUGUUAUCAGGAGGAUUUGGCUUCAUUUCUGGAUGGUGGGAGGACUGGAUGUGUCGUCCAUCUUUAUUUACAGUCUAUGGAACAGACAGAGACCAAAACUCAAAAGUAUCCCACGGCCCAACAGGAGCAGGUGCGUGGAUCCAGUUGAGACGUCUGCACACUGUGGUGGUUUUUACGCAUCAAGCUGCAUUAAGCAAAUCAUGUUUGAAGGCAGGUUUACUAAGCAUUGACUUUGGCACAAGCGACAAUUACUUGUUAUUUAUUACAAUUUUUUUAAUGGAAGUUCUUGGAAGAAAAAGUCACAGGGAAUUAAUAUUUAAAGAGACUGGUUUUGUUCCUGUUUUAAUAUUUAUGUUGCUUUGUUAUAAAUUUCUUUCAGCUUCAGAAAUCAACAAAAUUUGUAAUUUGCUCAAUCAGCUCAAAAGACCAAUAAACAUCCAUUUCGGCAUUGAUAACAAAUUAAUUAUUAAUCCAAAAAUAUAUUUCUUUGUGCAGUGUUUAUUAUUCAUGAUUUAUUUUAAAUAACCAAUUGACUGAGUAACUACACAAAGCUACAGCGAAAUUCAAUCUGCAGUAGGAUCAGCAGGACUAACACAUUACUUUGUGAGGAUAGAAAUAUUGCUUAAUGCAGCUUUAUUUUAAAAACUUGUUUCUGAAAACACCACCUGCAGUGACACAAGUAAAAAAUAUUUAUUUACAUUGCUUAAAGGUUCAGUGUGUAGAAUUCAGUGACAUCUAGUGGUGAAGUUAUAUGUUGCAGCUGAACACCCCUCACCUCACUCUCCCCUUCAAACAUGACAGAGAACCUGUGGUAGCCUUCAGUUGACAUAGAAACUCAAAAGGUGUUUAGUUUGUCCAGACUGGGCUACUGUAAAAAAAAAAUAUGGCUGCCUCCAUAGAGAGGGCCCGCUCCUGAUGUAAAUGUAAAGUAUUUAAAUAUAAAUCGCCGGUUCUGGGUAAAAAACAACGAUUCGUACAUUUUAGAUGAAACACACUAGUGAAAGCAUGACUAGGAUUCACUAGGAUCCCUUUCACCUAAAUCCUACACACUGAACCUUUAAGCAUUGCAGCACCUGUUAGUUUAUUUUGGUGGUUUGGUUAAACGUUGUACCAUCGAAGAACAAGGCAACAUUAUUAUGCUUUAUACUGUGAAAGAAGCAGCUGUAGAAUUGUUAGAAUAUUUUAUUAUACCACAAUAAUGUUGUGGUAACAUUCUGUCAUCCAUAGUAUGACUCAAAAGGUUAUAUGACAACUAUGGACAUACAGCAAUGUAAAAAGUCUCUUAAGGUUUGUUUUCUUUUCAACUGUCGACUUUAUAAACUUUCUCCGUGUCCAAGGAAACCGAUAAACACUCCAUAUGAAGAUGGUCUGCUAUGCAAAAAUAAAUAACAUAUACUGGGAAUAUUGAAGCAGUCAAGUCAAUAUUAGAAUAUGAUACGUUUCCAUCCAUGUCAUGUACAGUGCAGAAGUUUCUUUAUCAAAUGUACCAAGAAAAAGAAUCUCGAGUACACAAAGCCUGUAAUGCUGACAGAUAACCACUUACAAGGAAAUAUAUCAUCUGCAAAUAUAGUAUACACCGUACAAAUAUAAAUGUUUUUUAAAAGACACUCGACAAUAGAAAUGGUCAUAUCCUGCAACUAACAGCAUGAGGUUUUGUAUAUUCGUGCACAAAAGCUUUCUUUGACUCUUAUAUUUUACAUAAUAAAUUAAAAGCUGAGACAGUA